AUGGAAGCAGUCCCUGCAGAUUUUGGCAAACGCGUGUACCAAGGGGUGCGAGUGAAGCACACGGUCAAGGAUCUCCUGGCUGAAAAGCGAUCCCGGCAGAGCAGCGGCUCCCGCUUCAGCGGCAGCACCAGCACAGCACAGUCACCCUUCGGCCAAAUGCCAGGCUCUCCCACCAUGGCUGGUUACUACGGCGUCCGCAGACCCUUUGGGGCCGAGCUGGAUUUCCACAGCCCCAAGCAGUUUGUCAGCGAUGCCUACCCCUCCCCUCUGGCCUCCAAGCCCUUCUCCUGCGACCCCUCUGCCCCCCAGGGCUGCCCAGCCCUCCUGGAGCCCUAUCUCAGCGAGCAGUUCGGGGAUCACCGUGCUCCUCCUCCUCUCCCAGCUGCCACCAGCUCCUUCUUCAGCGCUCCGGCUGUGUCCCCUCUGCUGCCGUCCUUCCCCAGUGACACAGGGCACUUCCUGCUCAGAGAGCCCUGGGAGCAGCCCUCACCCGAGAGCCUUGGCCAGCCUGACAGUGCCUGCUCAGAGCCUCUGCAGGCGCUCCCUGCCACCUCCAGCUGCCUCUCCCUGCCUGAACCUGGAGCUGCUUCCCCAUUCCGAGGCUCAGGUUGGAGCCCAGCCCUCCCUGGAGCCCAGCCCUACCCUCUGCACCCCCUUGAAGACGCCCACUACUCCCCCAGCUACGCUGCCACCUCACCCUACAGCCUGUCCCCGUUCAUGGCCGUGGCCAGCGAGCCCUCCAGGAUGAGCCACCUGUGCCCAGAGCCACCCUCAGAGCCACCACACCUUCCUGAGCACUCUGCCUGGGCCAAAGAGGAUGGAAGUGCCCUCUGGGGGACUUAUGAAGGCAGGAGAACUUACUGA
Molecule: messenger RNA, 864 nt
Organism: Agelaius phoeniceus (red-winged blackbird)
Lineage: Eukaryota; Metazoa; Chordata; Aves; Passeriformes; Icteridae
Source: RefSeq, a predicted model, not a curated record